AUGUCAACAAUCGGCACAACAACACUUCAAACAACUACAGCACCAAACUCUUUAGUCAUGAAUCCAACAUCUAUGUUAGUAGAGAUGAAAAGCUUCAUUCCUUCUUCAUAUACUUUCGAAACAAAAAUCCAGAAGAUAAAGCAAGAACUUUUAACAAGUAAUUUAGACUGUAGUGCGAAAGAUGAAACAAAUGAACAGUAUCUUUAUGAAAUGGAGGACAUUAUUGACCAUUUGCCUAAACUACCUGAAAUUCAACAACAAAAACUCACUAUUCCUGAAUUCGAUGAAAUAGAAGUGAAACCAACUGACUCAGUAGAAAUAAAGAAGUUCAUACGAAAGGUAAACUAUGAGUUUCUAGGAUUUCAUUGCAACCAUAAGGUUAUGGACAAAGAUUGCGACAUGGUAUAUAAGAAUGUUUCUGACAUAUAUAAAUCUGAAGAAUUUAAGACCUACGACAACUUUGUUUCGUUAGUUGCUGAAUGUGUAUGGCAGAUAAGAGAUGAAGAUAGAAGAGGUAAAGUAUGGAAUAAACAGAUAAAACCAGCAACUUUUGAGUUAAAGAAAACCAUUGACGCUUUAGUUGUUUUAGCAGGUAAGGUUUCAGAAUAUAACGCAAAAAUGAACCCGCAAUGUUCUAAAUGUAAAGCAGCAAUGAGGAGAUAUAACUACUCC
This is a messenger RNA of Trichomonas vaginalis G3, 672 nucleotides long. RefSeq names its product organellar and viral DNA polymerase type B. Lineage: Eukaryota; Parabasalia; Trichomonadida; Trichomonadidae. The annotation marks the transcript as partial. The transcript has a single exon. The record is from RefSeq and is a predicted model, not a curated record.